AUGCGCAGGUCCUCGUUGCUCUCGCGCUCGGCUCUGCGAAAGCUCUCAACAGCAGCAUCAUCGUCGCGUCUCACGCUCUCAGCAGUCGAGGGGCCACUCGAACCUCCGCUUGUCUCAAAGACGCUCCCAGCGUACUUCCGCGACGACAUCUUACGAAUACACGGUGCCCGCCCUGCUCUCAUCGCCCGACAAGAGCAGGCGCGCCCACACGGCGGGCCGCGCUCGCGCAACCUCGACGACGCGACACACCUCGCAUGGGACUUUGGCGAGUUCGACCGGCACAUCCAGGCGCUCGCGCGCGGUCUGCUGGACCUCGGCGUGAAGAAGGGCGACCGCGUGGGCGUGAUCAUGGGCAACAACAGUGCAUAUGCCUGCCUACAGUGGGCGUGCGCGAGCAUAGGCGCGAUCCUCGUAACGCUGAACCCGGCAUAUCGCCUCCCGGAGCUGGUGAGCACGCUCAAGCUCGUCGGGGUCAGCCACCUCUUCGUCGUCCCGCGCAUCCGCUCGUCCGCGUACGUGCGCAUGCUGUGCGACGCAUUCCCCGCGCUCGCGAACUCGCACCCGGGAGACAUACAGGAGGCGGCGCUCCCCGCGCUCAAACACCUCGUCGUGGUGGACAACACGGGGGAGUUUAAGCAGUUCGAGCGCGAGAUGGAGGGCGUAAGGCCGGCGGUCGACUUUCGCGAGGUGAUGGUGUGGCGGGAGGAUACGGCGGAGCGGAGGAGGGUUGAGGAUAUUAUGGCGGGGCUUGAGGUGGACGAUGUGAUUAAUUUGCAGUUCACGAGUGGAACAACCGGCGCGCCGAAGGCUGUAUCUGCAACGUGCCGCCACUAUUCCACUGUUUUGAUGAGAAACCUGGCCGCAUGGACACAUGGGGCAUGCAUCGUCUACCCGUCUGAGAUCUUCAGCCCGCCCGCGAUCGUGGACGCGGUCACGCAGGAGCGGUGCACUGCGCUGCAUGGCGUCCCUACGCACUUCCUUGGGGUCCUCGCGGAGGUGCAGCGGCGGAGGGCGGACGGGGAGAAUGUCGACGCGCGAAGCUUGCGGACGGGUAUCGCGGCUGGCUCACCGAUACCCAUUGACCUGAUGAAGCAGCUCAUCGAGAAACUGAACCUGACGGAGCUGACGGUAGCCUACGGAAUGACGGAGACUAGUCCUGUGUCGUUUCAGACCACGCCCGAUGACCCGGUCAUCAAACGCGUCGAGACGGUGGGUAGGAUACUCCCGCAUGUCAAGGCCAAGAUUGUGGACCUCGAGGGACGCGUUGUGCCCGUUGGGACGCCUGGCGAGAUUCUCGUUGCUGGAUAUCUUCUGCAGAAAGGGUACUGGGGUGACCCAGAACAAACAGCACACGUAAUGCAGACAGACGAGAAAGGGACCUUGUGGAUGCACACAGGCGACGAGGGGAUCAUGGACGAGGAAGGCUACCUCAGGAUUGUGGGGAGAAUCAAGGACAUUAUCAUCCGUGGCGGAGAGAACCUGUUCCCAGUGCAGAUAGAGAACGUGUUGACAGCCCACCCGCACAUCCGCGAGGCUGCGGUAGUCUCCGUGCCCGACCCGAAGUACGGGGAGGUCGUCGGGGCUUGGAUCGUGCGAGAAGCACAGACGGCGAUUUCCAAAGAGGAAACGCGGCGCGUCGUCGCGGACGGAAUGAACCCGCAGAACUCGCCGGCAUGGGUGUGGUUCCUGGGGGAGGACGGGGUGCCAGAGGAGAUUCCGAAGACGGCGAGCGGGAAGGUGCAGAAGCACAUCCUGCGGGAGUGGUCGAAGGAGCUCGCGCGGAAGGGCAUUGGCCGUACGUCUUCGGACGGUCGGUAG
Messenger RNA from Trametes versicolor FP-101664 SS1, 1818 nucleotides. Its product is annotated as acyl-CoA synthetase. The transcript has 13 exons. Gene Ontology annotation, biological process: fatty acid metabolic process. Bases 1 to 1818 code for a protein of 605 amino acids. The record is from RefSeq and is a predicted model, not a curated record. Gene Ontology annotation, molecular function: medium-chain fatty acid-CoA ligase activity. Lineage: Eukaryota; Fungi; Basidiomycota; Agaricomycetes; Polyporales; Polyporaceae.